AUGUAAGCUUGAUAUCCUAGUGCCCCGCUGCCCCUCUAUUGCGUAAUAGCGAUUACUUCGUUUCAUUAAUAAGUCAUCAAGACUUUUUUAUGAUCGUGAAAAUUGAAAUUUAAUUAUGGGUAUACUCUGAUAUACUCUACGUUGCUUGACACUUGCAAACAGGCAUCCUCACUCAUUUCUUACAACAAGUGAGUCAGUUCCAUCACUCAACUAUUCAUUGGCAUUAUGGCAACUUUCUUAGCCCGAAGCGCACUCCGCGCUGUUUCGCAAACCCCACGUCUAGCUUUUCCCAAAGCUACGACAUCUCCAGUCGCCUUGAAAUCCUGGGCUCAACAACCAGUCUCAUGCCGUUUCUUGGCCUCAUCGACUAAACCGUCGGAGCAGCCUCGUCUACGGCUCGGUAGCGAGGCACCCAACUUCCAAGCCAAGACAACACAUGGAGAGAUUGAUUUUCACCAAUGGCUUGGCGGUUCUUGGGCCAUAUUAUUUUCACAUCCAGCCGAUUUCACACCAGUAUGUACAACUGAGCUCGGCGCCUUCGCCCGGCUCGCCCCCGAGUUUGAACGCCGCGGUGUUAAAAUGAUCGGUCUAAGCGCCAACGACUUGUCGUCGCACAAGCGCUGGAUCGCCGACAUCAAUGAGUUGUCCUCUACAAACCUUCAGUUUCCUAUUAUCGCCGAUGCCGACCGCCGCGUCGCAUUCCUGUACGAUAUGGUAGACGCUCAGGACUUAAGCAAUAUCGAUGAGAAGGGCAUCGCCUUCACGAUUCGCUCCGUGUUUGUCAUUGACCCUCAAAAGAAAAUUAGACUUACUAUGAUGUACCCUGCUAGCACGGGUCGUAACACCACCGAAGUCCUGCGCGUCAUUGACUCGCUACAAACUGGCGACAACAUGGGUGUCACGACACCUGUUGACUGGCAGCUAGAGGACGACGUCAUCGUACCACCUAGUGUGAGCACCGAAGAUGCCAAGAAGAAAUUUGGUACUGUGAGGGAGGUCAAGCCGUAUUUGAGGUACACUAAGAUCUGAGUAGGGGGAAGAUUAGCACAUUUAGUGUCUCGUUCGGUCGGUGUUCACAGUAUUAUCACACCUACCACUCAAAGCAAUUCGAUGGAAAGAAUUGUAGACGCAAGACAUAUAAACCUUCUAUGGUAUACUUUGAAGGCUCGUCUCUGAAAACCUAGUUGCUUGGUAAUUUGUGUCUCGGCAUACUCUAACGGAGGCAUUGAGAACACACCGAAACA
Molecule: messenger RNA, 1244 nt
Organism: Daldinia decipiens
Lineage: Eukaryota; Fungi; Ascomycota; Sordariomycetes; Xylariales; Hypoxylaceae
Product: mitochondrial peroxiredoxin PRX1
Exons: 1
Coding region: 226-1029 (267 amino acids)
Biological process (GO): cell redox homeostasis; cellular response to oxidative stress; cellular oxidant detoxification
Cellular component (GO): cytosol; mitochondrion
Molecular function (GO): thioredoxin peroxidase activity
Source: RefSeq, a predicted model, not a curated record